AGAAAUCGUAGCCGCGAAUUCACGCCGGGCGGGAUGGGCAGAUGGGAAAUUUCUACACCGCCUCGUGAUCCCAUGUCGGUCACAGGUCCGUACGCACAGUGUAUGCGUGGGCGUGCUGGUGUGGGGAUUUGUGUACAUCGACAUGGCGAGCAUGGCGAUACGGUCCAUAUUUUAGUUUCUCUUUUGCUGGGAAGUUUGAUGUGGCACGCGGUUACUGCAUGGACGGAAACCAAAAAAACUGACAAUCAGCUCCUAGCCCAGUUCUACUUUAGUGACGAAGAGCUGAAUGCGGUGUCGCAGGAACUGGACAGCUUCGAUGGAAGGCAGGACCCAGAGAGGUGCAUGCUGCUCGUCAACCAGCUCAGAGCUUGCCAGGACAAAGUGCUGGCUAUUGUGGAGCAGAUGAUGGAGCACGCCAUCGCGGAGGAGCGGGCCAAUCGGGACUUCCGGGCCAAGUUUCCUGACGAUGUCCUGCAGGACGGGCUGGCCGGCCAGCUGUGGUUUGGAGCAGAGUGCUUGGCUGCUGGUACAACCAUCAUGAAUCGCGAGAUUGAGAGUGCCGCGCUUCGGCCACUGGCCAGAGGGCUGACCCGAAGUCUGGACGUGCUACGCAGCAUCCUGAGAGAGCAGUGCUACAAGAACCUGAACCACUACAGCGACAAGGUUAAAGAGGGACUGCGGAAGUUUGACGAGGUGUUUGCAGAGUUUGAGCUGAGCUACGUCAGUGCCAUGGUCCCCGUCAAGACGGCAUGGGAAUAUGACACUCAGCAGGAUGUCAUCAUCCUGUUCUCGGAGACCAUCGAAAGGGCUUUGAAGCUGGGAUACAUCACGCAGGAAAGAGUGGACGACUACGACCCCGCCUUGAUGUUCACCAUCCCCAGACUGGUCAUAGUCAGUGGUUUGCUGAUUUUUCCGGAUGGACCUCUGAAUAUGGAAAGGGACUCGCGGAACAUCUCGGAGCUCUUCAGACCAUUCCAGGGUUUACUGCUCAAAAUCAAGGAAUUACUGGAAACCCUGCAUGAGGAGGAACUGCAUCUUCUGGAGAAGGCCUUGUGUAGCACCAAGGACUCGUGGGAGGUCAUUGAACGCCAGCUGAACGAGAUGAGUCUGUCCUACGACACGCCCCCACGGGGCCGCUCCCGCCGCACCAGCCGCAACCCAGACUCCAUCUGCCUGUCACCCUGCGAUAGCCUCAUGACGGAGUGCUCGGUCAUCAGCUCCAGCUUCCUCUCCACCCCCGAGGGGGCGGACCUCCUCAUGCAGCGGCUGAGCUUCUCAGAGUCCGGCCAGGAGCCGCUGGCCGAGAUGGCAGCCAGUGGUGGGCUGGAGACUCCCUCGGAAGCCUCUGAAAGGGACGCGGCGCCUGAAGUGACUGUCUGUGACAGCAAGGUGUCUACGAUUGCCGAGUCAAAGGAUGAAAGGGAAAACUGUGCAGCCCAGGACGUGGAGCAAGGAGCGUCCUCCUCUACGCCAGAUCAUGGCUUACCACCACAUCUCAACGAACUCCGAAACGGGGAUCUGGCAAACAACAACUUUUUUGGACGCCGAAUCUCUAACAAUGAAGUGAAUUCCACUCCCAGCGAAGUGCCAAUUCUCGACGACUUGGAACCGGCCCACGGAGAGAACCACCCACCGCGCCUGACCCGGGAAGACAGUGGGCUGGGCUCCGCCCCCGAGAUUGAGAUGAUGGACUUAUUCAUUAACGUCCCACCCAUGCUGCCCAGCAGUGUCGAGAUCGGCAUGAAUGGAGGGGAGGGCCUUGUCCAGGUUCAGAACAGUGGGUCAGUGCCGCACAGCAGCAAGGCCCACCACAACCCUCUGAGAAUCGACACCGGAACCCAGGUGGCCUCACCCAGUGGCCCUGCCCGCCCCCUGGCAGUCACAUCCCCCACGGGGAACGAGUUUGCUCCAAAGUUCUCCAGCUUCGGGAAAGGGAAACCCAGCACGGAGCUGAGCUUGGUUGGUGCUAGAACUAGUCCCACGGUCAACAAUCUACACCAUUCUGAUUUUGCCAACGAAGGGACGGCAUCCCCCACGCACCGGAUAACCAAUCAGGGCUCCCUGGACACGCCCUCACCCAAUGGACAGAAUGAGGCAACCUCCUUCCUUCAGCGCAUCCGACACGGCUCCGGCCACAGGUCCUCGGACCAGGAGUUGUCCCGCGCGUCCAGCCCCAACGGGGGCAUCUCGGCAAGUGCAAUCAACAGAGUAGAGGGGAGUCGUGGGGUGAGGCGGACCGCAAACCCGGGCUCCUGUGACCUCCCUGAGUGUGAUAGGGACGACGGGGGCUCCUCCAGCUCCUGCUCCUCAUCAUGCUGCGGAGGCGAUGACGACAUUUGCAGUUACCAGUGGGAAUCAGACGGCAGUGAUAGCGACAGCACUUCCUACUUGUCUGAGAACAAUGACGAGCUGGAGAUCGCCAUGGCGAUUGAGGCAGCGGAGGUUGCCGCCAGGCAGGAGAUGAGGUCGCACUUCCGCAGCUCCAGCGACCUGGUGCACCGACUUUUUGUCUGUAUCGCAGGUGUUGCUGACCAGCUCCAGACAAACUACGCCAGUGACCUCCGCAACAUCCUCAAGAAUGUUUUCAUCAUGUGUGCCUCGGAACCCUGCCUCGCUACCCCAGAUGAUGCCAGCGGGAGUGGCAGUUCCCCGGAAGGGCUGCCACAAGAGGGCGCCGGCAGAAGCAACGGGGAUGCCGCCGGAAAUGACGUGGCCUCCGGGAGUACGUCACCCGCAAAUGGCCGAGUCCAUUUCGAGGGCGGAGCGGAUGAUACCGAAAGGACAGCCGCGGUGGGCAGCAUCCCCUCGAAUGCAAAUUCUGAAAUCCAGGGCUCGGCCGAUGUCUCGGGAGACCCCACAGAAAGCUUGUCGUCUGCUGAAGGGUCUGCACAUGACAACAGCUCUGAUGGUGUCUCUGGAGACGUUGUCAGCAGCAAUGGGCCAAGUGAAGGAGCCUUGUCUGAGGGUACGUCCAAGGUAGCGGGUCCAUCCUCAGAGCAGAAAGAAAGAAGGAGACAUCGCAGUGGCUCCAGAAACCGAAGAGCCGCCACUUACCAAGAACCACCGCUGUGGGUUCCCGACGACAGCGCCACCGAGUGCACAUCUUGCAAGGCUGUAUUCACCAUGCUGAGGAGGAAACACCACUGCAGAAACUGCGGAAAGAUCUUCUGCGCUCGUUGCUCGGCCAACUCGGUCCCCCUGCCGCGCUACGGCCAGCUCAGCCCAGUCCGCGUCUGCAACCGAUGCUACAUGUUCCAGGUCACCCCCUUCCAGACCUGAAAUUUCUUCCGACUGCAGACUGCGUUAGGCUUUUUCACCAUUUGUUUCUCCCGUGGUGCCCUUAAUGUAUAAACCAUGACGUCCGGUGCAGGUGGGUGCUUAUAUCCAGUGGCAAUCUAAACCCAAGGUGUGGACCGCUCGUUACGACCUAAUAUGAAAAGGGGAACUUACAGCAAAAAAAUUAACACCUGUUAAAAACUACUACAUGUAUUUAUUUUGGACUUGCAUUAGAUCAUCACAGUAUGUGAGAGAAUAUUGGAAAGGAGACUCAAUUUUAACAUCGUCGUUUGUAAGGCUUUGAUUUUUGAGCCCAGCUGGUCACCAUCGGCGUAUCAAUCAGGUUGGUCAUUCCUUCUCGGUGUCAAGUUUGAAACUGCCUUUCUUUUACGGCUGUUCUGAUUUCUGGAACUUAAGCCACGGGAUAAAGAUCUGCCUAAAGCAAGAACAAAAAUUAUCGUUACCUGAUUUGUUUUUUAUUAUUAUUAUUAUUAUGGAUUCUGAAACGCAGCUGGUAAUUUUAAGCAAUUUAUUGUUGAUAUGUAACUGAUAUAAUUUGCCCAAUGGGAGAGGUUCUUGUGUGCAGGUGGCCACAGGUGGCAGCCAUCUUUGCUGCCACAGAAAUGUGCAAGACCGUGGAGACCCAUGCUUGGGAAAGAGCAGGCUGAUAUGAUUUUUUUUUUUCUGCAUCAAAUAAUACACUUGUUAACACGACAAUCGUGUACAAACUCUGACAGGUUUGAUUGCACACACAUAAAGUAUACCAAAGAAGUGCAUGUUAACCCAACCCAGUCAAACUCCAACACCAGGGUUGUAGGAAUUGUCGGGAUGAGCACUGCACUGGCUACAAUGAUACAUUUAUGUGCACAGUUUACCAUACAGUGUUUGGAUUUUCAAGGAUGCGAAAGGUUGCCACAUGGAGUAGAUCACCCUAGGGAGUUGUAAGGGGACGAAUUUCAUCUAUGGAAUGUUGGUCCAGAAUAGCCUGAGCAAUUUGCUUUUAAACGUCUCCUUUUUUUUUUGGUCAAAGUUCUGCAACGUCCUGAUUUAUUUUUGAAUUAGAUGCUUAUAAAGCUCUGUACAGCUGAAAUGUCACAGCCAACGAAAACAUCCCGUUUGCAAUGUGUGCCAUACCUUAAGCCAAUUAUUCUCAAUAAGGGUAGUGACUUCUGUGAUGUAUAAUUUUCCGACUCUCACUUCCAUGGUCGAUAUUCAUUUCUCAGACUGUGCCGCUUGUAAAUAUACAUGUACAUGUGUUAAAAAAAAAUCUGGUGUAUAUAAUGCCUAGGGCAAGAAGUCUACUGUGCAGUGUCGACUGUACCAUCUGUACAUGUGCACGAAAGGCAUGACAGCAAACAGCGUAUACAUUUAUAGAAACAUUCACAUUGAGUUGAACGUUAUGAGAGUGAUAUUGACGAGGAAACUGGAAAGCCCGAUUGGUUGUGGGCAAGAACGGUGUGCUGGGGGUCUCGGGUUCAAAUCCCUCCUCACAGUCACUUCUGUGGUCGUCUUGGCCGAGCGAGUUGUGCCUGAUUUCCCCGCAUUUGUUUGAGAGCUUUGAAACUAGACCAAAAAAAAAAACCCACUGGCCUCUUGUAAUGAUCUAUGAUCAGUUUCGGAAAACUUGGCCAAGGUAUGGUCCGAGGAGAGAGAGAGAGCUUGCCCGCUCACCAGUCAGUUGAGGGCAAUACUUGCAAAUUGUCCAGAAAGGAAAGUGAACUGCACUUUGGGAAAACACAGUAGCACUUGUAUUUGUGAACGCGUAGUUGACUACAGCCACAGUAAAUUUUUCCAGUACUUAGCCCUCUUGAAAAAGUACUUGACUACAACACACACAUCGGUUGGUCAUAUUUGGUGCAGUGUACAUACACUGAUGUUAUUUCAAAGCGCGUCCUUGCAAAAAGCGAACUACGUAAUCAACACGUAGGGAGCAUUUCCAUUUCUUGUAUCAAGGGUAUAGUGCCAAGAUGUGCUCCUUUACUCAAGUGUACAUUUCCAUGACAUCAUCAGAUUAUUGGUGCGUACUUAAUGUAUCGUAAAUAAAAGUAUUUAUCAGGGUUCCUUGUUUAUUUUCUGACAUCAAAACCUUCAGGAUUUAACCAAACUUGAGCUGUUUCUCGCCAGAUACUCGCCAGAUACUCACAGAUUUAUAUGUACCAAGUCUUGACAAUGCAAAAAAAAAACCAAACCAAAUGUCAGUUUAGAAGAACAAAGAUACUAGAUCCUUAAAAAUAAGUUUGAGGCGGAUACUUUUCGACUGCAAGGCUUUUCAGAUACAAGGUGAAGUUGUAUAUUCAGGUCUUUUUUUGAUAUUCACAUUACAAAUAUGCUAUAUUUGAGAGGCGUUUUGAGGUCGUCUUUAUAUUUUUUUUGACAAGCUGGUAACGACAGGACGUUGUUAAUUUGUAGGUCUGUUUGAGAUGUGUAUCUUGAGGAGGUUCAUUGAAGUUCGCAAGGCGUCACUUGGGGGCCUGGUGGUACCAUCUGAAUAUAGUGUGGUACAAGAUGGUAACAGAUUUUUUUUGGGGGGGGGAAUUUUGUUGCAUUUUGUGUCCCCUUUUCGUCUCGUAUUUGCCGUUAGAAAAAGAUGCGGGUGUUUGGUUUUCAUUACGCUUUCUUUAAAAACUUUUUGUUGUAUUUCAUUUUCGGUUGCAGCGCUGGUGGUAAAACAAAGUUGAUCACCAUUUUGCCGUUCAGUUUCCAACAAGAAACCUCACAUUGCAUUGGAGGUUUGUCAGUUUGGAGUUGCAAGUAGUUAGUUGGGUCAGGUUUGGUUUUUGCUCCAUUUCAUUUUGUAAAAGUAAAAGAGGAGAUUUAAUUAUUUGAAUUUUGUUGCUUUUUCUUAGUUGGGUUUGUGGUACCUCUACAAGAACAUGUGCAGUUUUAUUUUCCAGUAACAGGUUUAUUUUUUUAUUCAACCAAAAAGAAGGAACUUAUCUGGUGUUCAGAAUGUAUACUGUACAUGUUGCAUGUCGACAAUAUAAUUUGCAUUUAUGGGGUUUGUUUGGGGGUUUUUUGUGUCUGUAAAUACGAAAUGCAGUAAGCAAUCUGUGAAAACCCUGUAAGCGUCAUCAAUUUUAAGAGGAGUCUGGUGCAAAAAGAAUGCCAUGUUUCAUAGCGGUGAGGCCCAUCUGAGUGCAAACCUGUCACUGGUUUACACAAGCUCAGAUCAUUGUAAUCAUUGCUUUGCACACCAGUGAAACAACAAGUAACAAUGAGGGCCAAGUGGGCUGGCUCACGGCACUCCCAUCACGUUGUAGAAUGUGGUAAAAGGAGGAGGCAGGGACUAGUCUAGAAGUGAGACCAAUUUCUGUGUGCAUCACUAGUUCACACAAAUGAUAGCAUGCUAAGAAUCUUUGCUGACUGGAUGUGGCAUGGGGGGGGCAGGGGCAGUGUAUACGAAUAGAGCUCAUGAGAUAUCUUGAGGUUAAGACACUGUGACUGGACCAAUUAUCAAUUUGCGGGAAAUGAAGCUCUACAAAAUCUGCUCCAACUGUGAUAAUUUGCGUAUAAAGCGGUACGAUGCUUGCUGUAGGCCGUCAGCUCGCCGAAUGGACAGAAAUCCUGUAAACUGUCCCUUUUUUGGGGCAUUCUGCAUAUUACAUCUUGAAUAUCAAUAAAUGUCUCUCGAGCGAUCUGA
Acanthaster planci (crown-of-thorns starfish) is the source of this 6916-nucleotide messenger RNA. RefSeq names its product lateral signaling target protein 2 homolog. NCBI's taxonomy places the organism in Eukaryota, Metazoa, Echinodermata, Asteroidea, Valvatida, Acanthasteridae. Gene Ontology annotation, cellular component: early endosome membrane. The record is from RefSeq and is a predicted model, not a curated record. Gene Ontology annotation, molecular function: metal ion binding.